AGGGCUUUACAUAAUUUUUACUCUACCCACUACCGUCAUCUCCGCAGACCUAUUCAUAAAGCCCCUCCACUCAAGUAUCAUCGCCAGUAAUCCACAGAGCGGAAAGAUCUCGAAUCUCAAUUGCUUCUCGUCCGAUACUGUAGAAGCAGCCGAGGCGUCGCUAAUCUUCAUCUGAAGAUCUCGCCCAGCCAACUACUUGAGGGUCCAGAAGAUUCGGAAACUAGCAAAGGGCACUAUCGACUCGAGAAAGCUGAAAUGACAGGCCAACUCAAGGACUUGGAAUGAGAGUUGCCAAAAUGCAGGUUUUUUAGGCUUUUGGGUUCCGCAGAUACGAUGUUUCCGCGUUUCGACACAGGCAGUCGUCUUCUUUGGUGUCAUAUUGAGGCAUCAACGUGUAUGAACCUGUCUCCGAAAUCCGAACACCCCAAAUGCUAGCAGCAGUAGUCACGAUUGAAGCAUCUCAUACGUCCAUGCCCAAAUCUUUUCUCUCAAUAGAGCAUGCGCGCCAAUUCCCUUUCCGAGAAUAAUCUCGCGUCUGUUAGUCUCGACUGCGCCAGCCCUAUUCCGCAAUCCCAUUCAGAAACACUACGAUGUUCAUUCGAGUACGAGCAAUGAUAUUGGAACCUCCACACUCAGACGACGGGGCAGUUUGUGUCAUGGGAAUUCCGGAGCCGGAGCACAGCCUUGCACCGAAUAUAUUCACAAGCGCUACCUCAGGCCUUUCUUCUUUCACCUGUUCCAUCACCUCAAUGUCACCCCGAUAGUCUUCUCGAUAGCAGAGAUCUUCAAUGACUCCUCAGCAUGCAACGCUCCAGUCACUCUCUACUUGUUACAAACGCUCCCAUGACCUGUCCACAGUCCAUUACUUACAACAUCACUACCCUCUUCCUCAUCGCUACAUGCUAGAGUCGAAUGAAUCCCCUUAUUAUCCCGAGUCGAUUCAUCUCAGAAAGACGUAUGAAAAUGCGAAGAAGGUCAAGAAGCGGCUCGAGGAUGAUAUUGCCCGGCUUAAAGAACGUGUAAUUCCUCGCCUUGAAAUGGAGCUAGCUCACGUCGCUACCGUUGUCGUAGAACAUGCGUUAGUCCUUGCGCCGAUGCGUGUCAUACCCACAGAAGUCUUAUUGCGCAUCAUGUCGUUUUACCUUGGCCCUGACAAUCAGAUCGAUUUGCUAAAUCUUACGACCAGUGCUUGGAGGCUGGCUCAUGUUUGCCAGCGAUGGAGGAGUAUUGUUUUGGGUACGCCGUCCUUUUGGUCGAACAUAACGAUCGAUCUACGCGAUCAAGAACGGUUUUUAGAGCCACAGCACCAAGGCAUCCCCCAAAUCCUUUCUACCCAUCUCAGACGAUCGAACGUAUUGCCAUUGACGAUAACCUUCAAAUCCAAUUCCGGCGUCACCGACCUAGUAAAACGCAUCCUGGACAUUCUAAUCCAAUACCGUGGUAGAUGGCGCAAUGUCGUUCUGGACGUUCCUCCCGAAUUGAUUCCGUCCUGGUGUGGUGAUGGUACUCCCUGUCUGGAGUCUGUUUCCAUCAAUAUAUCGUUCCUGAGAGUCCCUGGGAGGAGGCUCACCCUCUUUUCGACGGCACCUCUCCUCAAAACAGUGACUCUUUUUGGAGCUUCUGCAUUCAGACAUCGCGAAGGUCUCCUCCAUCAUUUUUUCACUCUCCCAUUGUUGCCAGGCGGUGGUGUCGUACUUGGUCCUGGUGGCCUCGUCACAGGCCCGAACCAGGGUGGGUUUGCCGUCAUUCCUGAGGCUCGAGAUAUCUCGCCCAAGCUACCACUUCCUUGGAAACAACUAUCCACUCUUGAUAUCGAGUUUGGUGCCUGGGGCGACUUCCUCCCGGUUUUGAAGCAAACCCCAAACGUCUUAGAUUGUCGUCUCCGCUCCUACGUGUUCACUCGGAGCAUGUCCCAUACCGUAAUCGCACUUCCUAAGUUGCAAUCGCUUGAACUGCUUGGGACGGCAGUCAUGUGCUUGCAGUAUUUAUCGGCACGUUCCCUCAAGUCACUUAUCAUCGGAGAUGCCGCGAAAUCGCCCCACUGUGGUCAAGAUGUUAUCUUCCAAUUCCUUUCCGCGUCUUCAUGCAAGCUCCAACAUCUAUCUUUCCAAUCCAUCCCUAUGAGUGAUCACACUCUAGAUGUGCUCAGAGCCGCACCUUCUCUUUCGAGCCUAAGCCUCUGUCUCGAGACGAACACGGGAUCUACUGCCAAUUUCGAUGCGCUCCUCUCUGCCUUGACGUAUAUCAGCCCAGGGCACGAAUACCCACUCUCCAAGUUGGGAAAACUCUCUUUGAGCAUCUAUCACAAGGACGCGUUUCCCCAUAAGAAACUGGUGGAAAUGGUCAAGUCACGUAGGAGAGUGCCGGUGGAUGAGGAGAAUGCGGGGAGAUACGUUCGGUUGGAGGAGUUUCGGUUGUACGCUAAUACUGGUUGGGUGUCUGAUUUUGAUGAGUUGAAGGAAGAUGAAGGGUUGCAAACGGAGUUUGCGUUGCGUUGAAAGAAAAGAGAAACAUUGCUUUCAGCUCUGUACUUGUACUUUUCAUCUUUGCUCUAUUCAUACCAGCUAGUACAAUUGUAUUCUAUUUGGAUCCGUGCUACUUGUGAAUGUUACGUACCAUUCACCUACAUAGUCUGUAUCCUUACACCGACAUUACUGUAAAAACAACGCCUGCAACAUUCGAUUUUGGUUGACCUGUGAGCG
This is a messenger RNA of Marasmius oreades (fairy-ring Marasmius), 2702 nucleotides long. RefSeq lists its product as uncharacterized. The transcript has 3 exons. Lineage: Eukaryota; Fungi; Basidiomycota; Agaricomycetes; Agaricales; Marasmiaceae. The record is from RefSeq and is a predicted model, not a curated record. Gene Ontology annotation, molecular function: protein binding. The coding region runs from base 789 to 2498 and encodes 569 amino acids.